Molecule: messenger RNA, 1920 nt
Organism: Alosa alosa (allis shad)
Lineage: Eukaryota; Metazoa; Chordata; Actinopteri; Clupeiformes; Clupeidae
Gene: eral1
Product: Era-like 12S mitochondrial rRNA chaperone 1
Exons: 11
Coding region: 156-1463 (435 amino acids)
Biological process (GO): ribosomal small subunit assembly
Cellular component (GO): mitochondrial matrix
Molecular function (GO): ribosomal small subunit binding; GTP binding; rRNA binding
Source: RefSeq, a predicted model, not a curated record
GUUCUCUUUGACGAAAGCAAGAUGUCUGCGUCCUGAGCGCAAUGUGAAAAUAAACUACCUGUGUACUUCUGACUAUAUGCAACCUUGAGACUUUUUAUAAGCCAAAGUUUUUUUUUGUAGUGAAAUCACAGUGGAGCUUGCUGAACUUGUGUGAAAUGGCUUUACGCGUGUGUCAUUCCAUUUUCAGAAAAUCUCUUCGCAGAGCAAUCAACACAAACUUCACUGCGCCACUCGAAAAUGCGUCACCAUCCCUUCAAACAGGUUCUUCGACUCUUCGUCUCCGGACAAAUAGGCAAACUGUCUUUCACUUCACUCCUGCCUGUUCUAUUGCUUCGGGGGUGAUUUUGGACAGAUUGGUAAAAGCCAAAGCGACAGACACAAAUGACGGUCUUGGUCUCCGUCCAACAGCAGUCCCACCAGAGCCAGCUGAGCACCUGUCUCUCCUUCUGAGACAUCCAGAUCAACCUGAGAAUCCUAGACUUAUCAGAGUUGCAGUCGUUGGUGCCCCAAAUGCUGGAAAAUCAACACUAACAAACCAGCUGCUUGGAAGGAAGGUGUUUGCGGUCUCAAAGAAAGUACACACAACCAGAUCUCGUGCUCUUGGUGUUUUUACAGAGGAUGACACCCAAAUUAUUUUACUUGACACUCCUGGACUCACCACCCCAGCAAAGGCAAAAAGACACCAGCUGGAGGACUCCCUGCUUGUGGAUCCGUCAAAUUCUUUACAAGAAGCUGACCUUGUCGUGGUACUGGUGGAUGUGUCAGACAAGUGGACCCGCAACAGACUGGACUUUGAGGUGCUGAAGUGUCUUGCCCAGUAUCCACACAUCCCAGCUGUCCUUGUCCUCAAUAAGGUGGACCUGCUAAAGAGCAAAGCCAUGUUAUUGGACCUUACUGCUGAGCUGACUGAGGGGGUGGUCAAUGGCAAAAGUAUAAGAGUCAAGGGAUCUACAGCAGCAGCAACAACAAGCGCAGUCCAGAAGAGAGGCAAUGUUGAGGAACCAGACCCUACAGGCAAAAGACCCGCAGAGCCGGUCACAGGUGACCACAACCCUCGAAAUCUGAGCAAAGAAGAACAGAGGAAGCUGCGGUCGCAGAGAGGAUGGCCACAUUUCAAGGACGUGUUCAUGGUGUCCGCCUUGGAUGGAGAGGACGUUGAGACACUGAUGAGGUAUUUUAUGGUUGAGGCAAAGCCUGGCUCAUGGCUAUACCAUAGUGAGGUUUUGACAGACCAGAGUCCUGAAGAAAUGUGUACAAAUACCAUCAGAGAGAAACUUCUGGAGUACCUUCCUCAGGAGGUGCCAUAUACCAUGACCCAGCGAAUUGAACUUUGGAAUGAGCUGGAGAGUGGAGCACUGGUCAUAUCUGUGAAACUGUAUGUGAAGAAAGACGGUCAUAUGUCUUUUCACACAGAAAAUGGUGAUUGGCUCAGGUGGCCAAUUGAUUUCCAAAAUUGCACGUGAGGCGGGUGAAGAUCUAGCACAGAUAUUCCUACGGGACGUGCAGCUGAAGAUCACAGCCAAGGUGAAGAACUGAGGAUGUCUGCAGUGUUGAUCUCAGAAAAGGACUUUUCAUCUGUGCCAGCUGACUUAUGGCCUGUCACUUCAACAUGCAGUCUCUCAACUCUGUUUUUGACCCCAAAACCCAGUACUGCAGUUUGUCUGUUAAUUCAGUGAUGUUUUUCGUACAAGACAUAUACCGACGAAGUAACGGACAAGUUGCACGUGUUGACAACUACCACCAGUUGUGGUGGCUGACUGAUAAGGAAAAUGUAUGAGGCUUUUUUAGUAUGUCUUCGUGUUGCUAUAUCUGUCUUAUUGUUUGACCAGAAAAGGUUUCAUAAUGCUCGGUAUUAUAAUUUAUAUAAAUAAACUGUAUUUGGCAAUAACCUACAGGCCUAUUAAAACAAGAUUGACAAAA